This is a messenger RNA of Pogoniulus pusillus (Red-fronted tinkerbird), 6024 nucleotides long. It is a transcript of the gene ADAM19, whose product is annotated as ADAM metallopeptidase domain 19. Gene Ontology annotation, biological process: membrane protein ectodomain proteolysis. Bases 592 to 3543 code for a protein of 983 amino acids. The transcript has 23 exons. The record is from RefSeq and is a predicted model, not a curated record. NCBI's taxonomy places the organism in Eukaryota, Metazoa, Chordata, Aves, Piciformes, Lybiidae. Gene Ontology annotation, molecular function: metalloendopeptidase activity.
AGCCGUUGCUUAACCCAGCAGCGAGGCACUGCGUCUGGCAGUCAUCUGGGUGCUCAUCCUCGUGAAGAGCAGAGGACUAGCAAAAAGGUGGUGUGUGGAACACAGGCUGGGGUUAGCACUGAAGGACACAGGAGAAGGCAGGAAUGCUUAUCUGUGAGUUUUAUGAGAGUUAGUGGACAUCACUGAAGGGCAGCACAGGAAAUAUGAGCUAUGGAUGCUCCCAUGCCCUUCUCCAGCCUAUCUACCCUGAGGGAAAAGCUUGUUGCUUCUGCCCAUUUAUACGGGCACAAUAAAUUCACCUUAUAUCCUCUCAUCAGUCCAGGGGCAGCACACUUCUCAGAAGCAGAGGGGUUUAGGAUGCCUCUGGAACCAUGAAUUCAGCUAUGAAAGGCUUUAUAGGGUUACAUACAGCUAUAAUAAACAACUAAAGCCAUAGCACAGCUCCUGCAGAAGCCUCUUCACAACCAUUUGACUGCUGCCUUUUAGCAGGUCCCCUCCUCUUCGCUAGCUUUCGAGGUACAAUAGAUUUCUGUGCUAGAAAAAAGAGCUGAUGGGAGCGGGAGUAGAGGAGUUUUUUUAUAGGGACCCUCUAUGAAGGUGCUUGGGGUGCCGGUGGGACAACACAGUCUCACAUCCCCACACCCAGGGCAGAGCUUCUGUUGCACUCGAGGGGCAUCUCCGAGGUGCUGCCCAGCGUGGGGUGGAGGAAGAAGAGGAGGAAACACCACCACCCCUCCCCCAGGCAGGGGGCUGCAGGAGCGGAUCUCGGGCCGGUGGUGGGAGGAGAAAGUAGCGCCGGGCGGUUUUAUAUACGGCAAGGAGGCGGCUGAGUGCUGUGUGCUGCCCGGAGCGAUGCGGGGCCGGGGGCUGCUCUGCGGCAUCGCCCUCUCGCUGCUGCUGCGGCCGCCCCCGGGAGGGGUCGUCGCCGGCUCGGAGCCGCAGCCCGAGGUGCUGGUGCCGAGCUGGGCAGCCCUGGGGAGCCCCAGCAGCGAGAAGCAUCCAUUGAGAGCUGAACUCACAGUAAAGGCAGAAGGCCAGGAGCUCAUCUUGGAACUGGAGAAAAAUGGAAACCUCUUUGCCCCAGGUUACACAGAGACUCACUACAACCAGACUGGACAGAUCCAGACCACCCCUCUGGCCCACACGGAGCACUGCUUCUACCACGGGGUCGUGCGGGGCCAGGAGCACUCCAGUGUCACGCUCAGCACAUGCCAAGGGCUGCGAGGACUGAUCAUGCUGAACAGCAAUUCCAGCUAUAUCUUAGAACCAGCUCCUGACAGCCCAGACCAGCAUUUAAUCUACAGGCUGGACAAACUGAAGUUGCAGGGAGGAGCCUGUGGCUACCAGGGCACUGGGGAUGCAGCUGAAGACUGGCUCAGGGACUUCACAACUGGGAUGAAACCACCUCCUCAGCGGGUGAAACGGGAGACUCUCCAGGCUAUGAAGUAUGUGGAGCUUCUGCUUGUGGCUGAUAAUGCAGAGUUUCAGAAGCAUCACUUCAACAUUGAAGCAACAAGGCUUAAGUUAGUGGAGGCUGCUAAUUACGUAGAUAAGUUUUAUAGAUCUCUGAAUAUCAGGAUUGCCUUGGUGGGGCUGGAGAUCUGGAGUAAUAGGAAUAAGUGUGAUGUAAGUGAGAAUCCCUUCUCAACCCUGAAGUCCUUUCUGGCCUGGAGCAGUAGGGAGCGGAAGCACAGGAAGCAUGAUAAUGCUCAGCUAAUCACGGGUGUGCCCUUCCAAGGUACCACAGUAGGCUUGGCUCCUGUGAUGGCCAUGUGCUCUGAUUACCAGUCAGGAGGAGUAAACAUGGAUCACUCUGAUAAUGCCAUUGGCGUUGCUGCUACCAUUGCCCAUGAGAUGGGACACAAUUUUGGUAUGAAUCAUGAUUCAGAUGGCUGCUGUACUACCUCUGCAGCAGAUGGAGGCUGCAUCAUGGCCGCUGCAACUGGACACCCAUUCCCCAAGGUGUUCAACCAGUGCAACAGGAAAGAGCUGGAGAAGUAUCUGCAGUCUGGUGGAGGGAUGUGUCUGUCCAACAUGCCGGAUACCAAAAAAAUGUAUGGUGGGAAGAAAUGUGGAAAUGGCUACUUGGAAGAGGGAGAGGAAUGUGACUGUGGAGAGGUGGAGGAAUGCAAAAACCCCUGCUGUAAUGCCAGCACCUGCUCCCUGAGGAUGGGUGCUGAGUGUGCCCAUGGCAGCUGCUGCCAUCAGUGCAAGUUGAUGUCUCCAGGAACCCUCUGCAGGGAAAGGUCAGGGCUCUGUGACCUCCCAGAAUACUGCACUGGCGAGUCGCCGUUUUGCCCUCUCAACUCUUACCUGAUUGACGGGGCUUCCUGCGAUGGAGGAAAGGCCUAUUGCUACAAUGGCAUGUGCCUCACCUACCAAGACCAGUGUGUGAAGCUGUGGGGGCCUGGAGCAAGGCCAGCACCAGAUGCCUGCUUUGAGAAGGUUAAUGCUGCUGGAGACAUCUAUGGGAACUGUGGGAAGGACAUCUAUGGCAACUACAAGAAGUGUGAGAUGAGAGAUGCUAAAUGUGGGAAGAUCCAGUGCCAGAGCUCUGCUUCCAAACCCCUGCAGUCCAACGCGGUGUCCAUUGACACACAUAUCCACACACAGAGGUGCCGAGGGACACACGUGUACAGGUCUGAGAGUGAAGAGGAGGAGGUGCUGGAUCCUGGCUUGGUGCUGCCGGGAACAAAAUGUGGGAGCCAUCACGUUUGCUUUGAUGGACGCUGCCAGAACACAUCCAACAUCUUUGAGGCGGAAAGCUGUGCCAAGCAGUGCCAUGGCAAUGGAGUUUGCAAUAAUAACAAGAACUGCCACUGCAACCAGGGGUGGGCCCCCCCAUUUUGCAACAAGCAGGGUAGAGGAGGAAGCUUGGACAGUGGUCCUCCCAUGCCUGAAGCUCCUUCAGCAGUUGUGAUAACUUUUGCAAUCCUGGCUCCCAUUCUCCUGCUCAUUGGAAUUCUGGUUUUAUUCUAUUAUCUCAAGUGCUGGGAUAAAUUUGCCAUCUGUUCUCUAAAGAAGACCCUACAAUUCAGUGACUCCUAUGAAAAUGGGCAUGCAAACCCUGCCUUCAAGCUGAAAACUCCCCAGCAGCAGAGGAAGGUGAUUGGCUUCCCUGAAAUCCCAACCAAACCUCCUCCCCAGCAGCCUCCAGGGCUCCGAAUGAACACACAGCAGUCAUCCUCCUCCUCCCCUGGCUACAGCUGUGGCAUGGCUCAGCCUGCUAGGCCAGCACAGCCGGCACCUCUGAAGGACAUUGCCCGGGGGCCACCCCCGAGCAGGCCAGUGCCUCCUGCUCCCAAACCCCCUGUCUCUCAGUCUAUUUCUAGGCCUCGGCCACCCCAAAGAGCUCUGCCAGCUGAUCCUGUCCCAGCUAAAUCCAGAGCCUGGCCAGGGAGCAGCUCUGCCACCUCGCUGCCUCCUGUGCACCACAGAACCCCAGGUCGGCUCCAGCCUGCUGCAAAGAAUACUGGUGUCAGGAUACCUGGAGCAGUGAAUGUCUUCCAAGCAGGACAUCCAGGCUUACGUGGGCAUUCGUGAAGCAGUCUGUUCCUGACCUGCUCUGUCCUUCACAAGGGACUGGACUGUCUUCAUCACCCAAAAAAAUAUUCACUGCCACAGACAGCAUCUUGGUUCCUCUCCUUUUAACCUAACCUUUCUCCUGUGUGACUCAACAAGCUGCUGUCAGGCUUGGCAGGAGUGCUGGUACGUGCCAAGCUGACCUCAGCAAGCUCUGUGAUAGCCUUUUCCGUACAGGGAUGACUUUGUUUAUAUGGUAUUUAAAUAUUGUUGUGCAAUAUCCGACGCAGGGAUGGGGUGAUGGGGGGGUUCACGUGGUUUUAAUAGGUUAUUUAAGUGUUACGAGGAAGAACAAGCAUUAAUUGCAAAUGCUGGCCCUGAUGGGCUUUUAUGUAAGACCCAACCCUUUUGGCUUCCUGAGCCCAUCCACACAGCUGCAGGAGCAUAUGUUGGUGCUAUACAGACACUGCUGCCUCUUGGGAGAGCAGAAGGCAGCUCUUGAUAACUUUCUUCAGCUUAUUCUCAGUUUACAGUGGGUGGUUAAGUGAGGCCACAACAGGGAGCAAACCAUGGAAAUAUUCCUGGCUAAUAUAAUUUGUUGGUCACUGAUUUUGAUUAGAUUUAACAAAGCAGACUAAUUCUCCCCCAUACAACCUUUUUUUCAGCAAGAGCAUUGCAACCUAUCUGUCCUUCAGCACUCACUUGUCCUACCUGAGUGCUGUAAGAGCUGACAGCAUCCCUUGUGCACAGUGACCUGUGCACUUUCAUCCAUGUCACUGGGACACAGUCAAGGUACGACAGGGAAACUCUGGCCAAGAUACAGUGCAAAUGGCCAUAAGAAAGCUCAGCAAAAGCCAGUGCUGAAACCUCCUCUCCAGCAUACGGUACCAUGGAUAAUCAGUAGAUGCUUUUGCACAUGUCUCCUCAGGCUUUGCUCUGUGCUGAGCAGUAAUUCAGCAUGGGCUCUCUGUUCUUCAUACCAGUGAAAAAACCUACCUUAAAAUUGCCCAGGUGGUAAAACUGUAGGAAUAUUGAUGCAACACAUGGUGCUUUUCUAGGGCAGCUCAUUUACUCCAAGCCUCUUUUGCCGUGAUGCGGAUGGAGAGAGCUGUCUGUGUGCACUUUAAGCAGCUGAUGGUUCUGACCACGAGGAUUCUCCCUUAUGAAUUUGUUUCUUUUCUCCUAAUGGUUUGGGCUUUUGUACAUUUUUUUUUCCCUCAGGAUUUUAAAUGACAGCCUUUUGUUAUGCCAAUUUUUUUAUUACUGUGGCUUUUUUUUUUUUCCUUGAAAUGAUUUCCUAGGAGGACACAAGGAAUUCUGGAGCUAUGGCUACAACAACAGAUUUUUUUGCCUGAUUUAUUAUAGGCAAAUCCUCCAACAGUGUGAUUGCUGCUGCACAUGUGAGAAACUAUUAUUGGCAUAAAGAAGUCUUGUCUGAUAGUUCCCUUUCCCUAAAGAGACUGAAAAAUGCCUGAUUAAACCCUGAGCACUCAUUAGAUUUGUAGUUCUGUGUAGCAGUGUAUCUGCAGGAUGACUUAAACCACACUAGUUUUUUACAACUUUACUACCUCUUUCUCCACAAGGAAACAAUACACAGGCUGUGUCUUGAAUUUCUGCUCAAUUAUUCCUUAUCUUGAUAAUUUUAGGCUUUUUCUUGCCUUUUGUAUGCCUGGAACACAAACCAACUUAAAAUACUUCUCUCUGAAAGCAGGGAUGGCAAGUGAAAGACUUCAGCUUUUUAUUUGUUGCUUCUUUCUAUGGCUGGAUUGUGUUACAUAUAAGCAACUCCGAGCACAUGUGCCCAGGUAAUGUGGCCUUGGAGUGCCAUGUUUUACUGCUCACAGGUGGUGCAGUAAGCUGGGCACAUGCUGUAUGUGUGCUAUAGUCUAGGUGACUGGAUAGGGCUGGGUGCUACGUUGGACUGGAUGAUCUUGGAGGUCUUUUCCAACCUGGUUGAUUCUAUAGUAGUACAGAUUCUACCCCAAAAGCCUGAUCUUAUAUCUGAGCCCUCGCAGCACACUUCUGCUACAGCCUCUGAGCUUUACUGAGUGACCACCCAAAAUCACUAAGAAUAUUCUGGUAGCAGUUCAUGUGAACAUAGCUUUAAAGAAAGGAAAAAUCCCCCAGACACACAAAGCUCAGAGUACAACUGGAUAUGCCCAGAUCCUAAUGGAAAACAUCAUUGCUGGAAUAUCAUAAAGUCUCCAAAGAGUAGUUUUUAAACAAAUCCUUUUUAAUAUUUUAUAUAUGUAUGUGUGUGUGUGAGUUCACUAAAGAUAGAGGAACUGCAGGAGGAGAAAAAGAUGGUAAAAUGUGAAUUCUUUUUUAAGAGAAUGUUUUCUUGGGAGAACACACACCAAAAUACAUCUCACUUUCUCUUGUGUCCACGUUUUAAUGGUUUACAAUAAUGCUCCCUGUGCAUCUAUGCAAAUACUUGAAGAAUGCAAAUUCAUUGUGCCUUUUGCCCUAGUUUUAAUAAAUUUGUCAGUUGUCAUUAACAAA